CUGAAUGCAAGGUAAUCAAUACAUAACAUACAAUUUCACGAUCUGAUCAAUCCACACCAACACAAGACAAUGGCCUCCUCUUAUUACUGUUUAGUAAACUUGUUCAUUAUUGCCAUCCUUGUAUCUACUUCCGAUGCCUUCAAUCUGCCUCUUCGAAAAGACCCCAAAACAUUGCAACACUACACCACCGUCCGAAUGGGCAGUACCCGGGCAACCGUUAAUGCGGUCAUCGACCUCGGAGGCAAAUUCUUUUGGUUCGACUGUGACAAUUACACAUCAUCCACAUUCGCUCCCAUCCCUUGCAGCUCACAACAGUGUGAGCUAGCUAAGGGUGACGGAUGCGUGGGGUGCAACAAUUCCCCCCCGCGCCCCGGGUGCACCAACGACACGUGUGGGGCCUCCGCUUACAACCCAUUCCAAGGCGCUCUUGUCUCUUCAGGAUAUGAAUCCGACACGUUGUUCGCAAGCAAUGGCGAUCAGCUAGCUCGAUUUACGUACGGGUGCAUGAGCACGGGCUUCUCCGAGGGUCUGGCUAGCGGUGCCAGCGGGAUUCUAGGCCUUGCUAGGACCAAUGUUUCUCUACACAAACAAGUCGCCACCACAUUUGGUUUUCCUGAUAAAUUCUCCAUGUGUCUUCCUUCCUCGGGAUUAGGAAAGUUAAACAUUGGCGCAGACUUGUCCAGUAUUGAGGCCUCCCUAAUCUCGACGCCCCUCAUUGUGAACCCUUCAAGUACCGGCCCUGCUGUUUUUGUCAAGGGUCAACCUUCGGACGAAUACUUCAUCGACGUACGGGGGGUCAAAGUCAACGGUCAACCCCUGUCGGUCAAAAGCUCUUACUUCACCUUCGACAAAGAUGGCUUUGGAGGCACUAAAUUCAGCACAACCAACAAUUUCACCGCACUCCAUACUUCCCUCUACAAGCCAUUAGUAAGGGCUUUCAUCAAGGCGGCCGCGGACAGGAAUAUAAAAAGGGUCAUGGCGGCGGUGCCACCGUUUAGUGCAUGUUUCGACUCCGCCACCAUUCCCGCCACCGCCACCGGCCCUUCUGUCCCGACCAUCGAACUAGUUUUGCCCGGAAAUGGCAUUUCUUGGAAGAUCUACGGCGCCAAUUCGAUGUUUGCGGUGAAUGACAAGGUGACGUGUCUGGCAUUUGUGGAUGGCGGGGGAUCAGAAUCUAAGAACAAGAACUUCCCGAGCGCAUCCAUUGUCAUUGGGACUCAUCAACUGGAGGAUAACUUGCUGGAGUUUGAUCUUGACUCUUCAACGUUUCGGUUUAGCUCUUCGCUCUUAUUGCACAACAAAACUUGUUCACUCCUCUAAUUACAUGCAUGCAUGUUCUAAAUUUGUUGUUUUCCUUCUUUUCACACAAUAAGCUAAGUGAUCGACGAUAUCUAUCUUCUCCAUAUGGAAGAAUGAAUAAACAUGUACGUAACGUGUAAUACACUCAUAUUUGAUCGAUGAAAGCAUCAAUAAACAACUUAUUGUUUUUAAAGUUUUGGGGUUCAACUUUUUUGUUUUGGAAAUUUUACUCUCCUGUAACUUUUUUUUUU
This is a messenger RNA of Cuscuta epithymum, 1550 nucleotides long. The record is from the annotation of a GenBank genome assembly. NCBI's taxonomy places the organism in Eukaryota, Viridiplantae, Streptophyta, Magnoliopsida, Solanales, Convolvulaceae.